UGUGUGUGUCUCUCUGUGUGUCUCUCUGUGUGUCUGUCUCUGUGUCUCCGUGUCUCUGUCUCUCCGUGUCUCGCUGUCGUCUCGAUCGGCCGUGGUGAAAGGGAAAAUGGCAGAGUCCAUAGAGGCGGCUGUGUACGCGUCCGUGGAAGGCGAGUGUCCCCUGGCCCGCAAGCGUCAACGUCGCACCGUGGAAGAUUUCAACCAAUUCUGUAACUUCGUGCUGGCCUACGCUGGCUACAUCCCUCACUCGAAGGAGGCCCGGGGUUUGCCCGGCCCCCCCGCCCACGCCGGCCGCAGCCCCCCCAACAGCACGGGCAGCACGGCCGACAGCGACAGCUGGUCAUGUGACUCCGCCUCGCCCCACAAUGCACUGCUGCACAGGGCGGCCACGCAGCAGCAGCAGCAGCAGCAUCAUCCGCCGAGAAAACAGCCACAACAACAACCACAACAACAGCCACAACAACAACAGCCACAACAACAACAACAACAGCCACAAGCAGGGCGGGGCGGGGCGCGUUGCCGUGGCGACGAGGCUGCCCUGGAGACGGCAGGGAAAGAGGAUGGGGCCGUUGGUGGUGGUGGUGGUGGUGGAGGUGGUGGUGGUGGAGUUGGUGGUGGAGUUGGUGGUGGAGGUGGUGGUGGUGGUGGCGGCGAUCACUGGGGAAGAGGCGGUGGAGAGGCACAGAGCGUCACCGGUGGAGCCUCAAGCGAGGAGCCGGCGGUUUUGCCGAUUCCGGGCGGCACCCGGGCGGACGACGACGACGACGAGGACGAGGAGGAGGAGGAGAAGCAGGAGGAGGAGGAGGAGGAGGACGAAGAGGAGGAGGGGGGCGAGGGGGAGGGGGGGGAGACGCGGGGGGGAGUGGAGGUGAUUGAGACGGCCCCCACAGUGAAGGUUUACAGGGACAAGGGAGGCAACUCCAACGAUGAGGACAUCAUGGUGGACUCAGAGGACGACUCCUGGGGCCUGGUGACGUGCUUCUGUCAGAAGCCCUUCGCCGGCCGUCCGAUGAUCGAGUGCGGCCUCUGUGCCACCUGGGUGCACCUCUCCUGUGCCAAGAUCCGCAAGUCCAACGUGCCGGACGAGUUCGUGUGCCAGCCGUGCCGGGCCGGCCACGCCGGGGCCCACCGGGCCGAAUCGCCGGCUCCCGCGGAAGCUUCGGCCGACGCCGCGGCUUUGACCUCGCGGCGUUCCAGGAGGCAGGGCGGCGGUGGAGGCGGUGGAGGCGGU
This is a messenger RNA of Petromyzon marinus (sea lamprey), 1231 nucleotides long. The record is from RefSeq and is a predicted model, not a curated record. NCBI's taxonomy places the organism in Eukaryota, Metazoa, Chordata, Hyperoartia, Petromyzontiformes, Petromyzontidae.